AUGGAUUUUGAUGAUAGCUAUUGCUAUUUGGAGAAUAAUUUUAAUCAGUUUCAUCUGAUGAAUUUACUUUCUCCAAGUGAUUCUGGUAUCAAUCUUGACAGUACCAAUGAACAAAGGAAUGAUCAGCUUUCGGAAAUUAUUGAUAAUUUGGGACUUGAAUUGAAUUCACAAGAUAAUAAUGGAGUAUUUGUAACAGAUGAUUCAUCAAUAUUUGAUACUGUCACACUUGACAAUCAUUUAAUCAAUCAAAUAUUCCCUAACGAUGCUUCACCAUCCACCAGUGAUUCUGGAAAUUAUUCGCCAACAUAUUCUACCUCAGAUGAUCAAAAUGCUUCUGAUAAUGACCGAAUUACAAAUUUCUUGCAAGCCUCACAAAUAAAUCAGUUGAAAACGAAAUUCACUGCAACGCCUAAUCCAAGUCAUCUUGUUCCCGUUCAGAUUCCACUUCAACAGAUUCUAACAAAUGGUAAAAGUACGUCAAGUCAUCCAGUGAUUUGCAUUAUGCCGGCAGUAACCCAUUCCAUUUCCGAUAAUUCACAGCCAGCUGCUAAUCAAGACAAACAACGGGUUCUAUCGCCGAAACAUGAAGGACCAUCAUCAACAUCAGCAUUUACAAGCACUCCUGCUAAAGACUAUGAUCGUAAAAAAGAGGAUAGAAAAAUACGGAACAGAUACUCGGCGCAACUUUCUCGGAUUCGGAAAAAAAAUGAAAUCGAUGAAAUGAAAAGAAAUUUGGCUAACAAAGAUACUAUUAUCGAGAAGUUGAAAAAUAAAAUCGAAAUUUUAAAUGAAACUAUUGAAACUUUACGAAGAGAGAAUGAAGUGUUAAAAUCAAACGCUAAUAAUCGAAAUAGCGGUGGUCGUUUAAGUAUGCUUACUGGCGCUGUUUGUCUUUUCGGAUUUGUUUCAUUAUUAUCUUUUAGCAGCACCUACACUAGUUAA
Messenger RNA from Brugia pahangi, 942 nucleotides. The record is from the annotation of a GenBank genome assembly. NCBI's taxonomy places the organism in Eukaryota, Metazoa, Nematoda, Chromadorea, Rhabditida, Onchocercidae.